Molecule: messenger RNA, 7659 nt
Organism: Wasmannia auropunctata (little fire ant)
Lineage: Eukaryota; Metazoa; Arthropoda; Insecta; Hymenoptera; Formicidae
Gene: InR-2
Product: insulin-like receptor
Exons: 12
Coding region: 1075-6180 (1701 amino acids)
Biological process (GO): multicellular organism development; positive regulation of MAPK cascade; positive regulation of kinase activity
Cellular component (GO): insulin receptor complex; axon; membrane
Molecular function (GO): insulin receptor substrate binding; ATP binding; insulin receptor activity
Source: RefSeq, a predicted model, not a curated record
CGGGGCAUGGCGCGGUGCGCGUUCUAGUAAACAAGUUGUGUGCGAGCCGCGCGGGGAAUCUUGCGCCCCGACCGAGGCAACGCUAGCGCGAUAUUUAUUUAACGACGCGACCGUCUCGUCGCGCGCCACGACGCGCCGCGUCGCCGUCGACCUCUCUCUAAAAAUCUUCCGUCAUUCUCGCCGAGGAAACGCGGCCAAGGGGAUAAACAAACGGAUCAACUCGGGCAGCGCGAGCCGACUCGUCUCGCGCUUUCGCGUGUUAUGCGUACGCGGGUUCGCGGGUGUGAGUGGUGUUGGUGUUCGCGGAGAAAAGUGAUCGUCACUGUGUUUACCAUCGAUUCUGGGAUCUCUAACGAGGAGACGAUCCCCGAUCGUGCUCGACGAAGGGAGCGAGGAGGAGAAAGUCGUCGAUGCCGAGUGAUGACACCCCCGAUACGCGUCUUCGGGCUUCCGACUAGACGCCGUGUCUCGGACGAUAGAUUGCCUAGAUAUCGCCGAGGAAGCAGGAUCAUCGGUAUGAUGAGGAGUGUGCAUUGAUCGGUGUCAAGAUUCCCGAUCAACUCGCGAAUCUCGAAUCGGCGCGCGUUCGGUACAGUUAAUGAAGUCGUCUGGUGUGAUGACUUGCUGGUGGUGGCACCGAUCUUUCAGCACAGUCGAUUGAUAUAUCGCGUAUACGUGCGUGCGCGCGUCUGUUUUCGUCUCGUGGUACGCCUACGAAGUCUCCCGCGCGGUUACGAGGAGGUCAAACGAGGCCGACGUCGACAAACGCGUUACGUCGAGAGAGAGAGAGAGAGAGAGAGAAAGAGAGAGAAAAAUUUGCGAGCGUCUUCGAGCGAUCGUCGUCGAACCUGUGGUCGCAUUGACUCUCGAGCCCUCCGUUCGCGCAUACGUUCGCAAGACGAGCAGGGAGAGAACACCCGAAGAGGCUGCCGAGGCGCGAGAAAAAGUUUGCCGCAUCGACGGCGAGGAAAAAUGCGAGCGAAACGCGACGCUUUACUCGUUUUACUCUGAAUUCGCGGAGGACGUGAGGAGUCAUUUUUCCCGUCGGGGAGAAGUUUCGUUCUUCCGGUGAAAAUGAAGUCUUCGGCCGCGUGUUAUACCGCGCGCAGACUUCGCGGCGCGACGUUCGACGAGGACGUGCCGAGCAUCGUUGCAUCCUCGUUUUCCGAGGCUAAUUCUACCACCUGCCACUGCCAAUGUCCGUCAUCGAGUUGUGGCGCAUUCGAGAAAGACGAUGGCGUAUCCUUCCUGCCGUCACCGGUGACGACGACAGCGUGCGAUCUUUGCGUGCGUCUUCGCGGUCAAACGAGCUACGAUUCGGUGGACGCGAUAUGGACGCCAGGGGAUGGCAGCCACGUGGCUGAUCGAUCAUCGAGACGAAAACGCGACAAGAACGACUCGCCAGCAAAUGACUCGUCGGAAGCGACCGUUGGAAAACGCGGGAACAGAACUUUGAGGUGUGAUAGAACUCUGCUCCGCGAAUCGUCCGCGAGAUGUGCUUCGAGCGUAGUGCGGUGGAUUUUCGCGGGCAGACUCUACGGCGAUUUCAAAUUGACCGAAUGGCGCCGGCUACUCUGGAUCGUUUUCCUGAUACUCGCGGUACCCGACUUCGCAGCAGCGCACGACACCGCCAUCGGCCGUAGCAACAAAGACGGAGUGUGCCAAAGUAUAGACAUAAGAAACAGCGUGAGUCAAUUCUCAAAACUAGAGGGAUGCCGGGUGGUCGAGGGCUUCGUACAAAUUCUAUUGAUCGAUCGAGCGGAGCAAUCGGCCUACGACAAUAUCAGCUUCCCUGAACUGGUCGAGAUCACUGGAUAUCUUAUUUUAUUCAGAGUAAGCGGACUGAGGACCGUCGGCCAUCUGUUUCCGAAUCUUGCGGUCAUUCGCGGUCAUUCUCUCUUUAUCAAUUAUGCUCUUGUGGCAUUCGAAAUGAUGCACCUUCAAGAAAUCGGUCUCUUUUCCUUGACCAACAUUCUACGCGGAUCCGUGCGAUUCGAGAAGAAUCCGACGCUCUGCUACGUCGAUACCAUCGACUGGGACAUCAUCGCCCCAGCUGGCAAGGGAGGCCACGUCAUAAUGGACAACAAGCCAACAAACGGCUGUCCAGUGUGCGAUAAAUUCCUGCGAUGCCCAAUAAGACAGACGAAACCCGAUCAGACUCUGUGCUGGAAUCGAACACACUGCCAACAAAUAUGCCAGAAAUGCGAGGAUGGAGCUUGCAAUAAUAAGGGAGAAUGCUGUCACGCGUCCUGUCUGGGUGGAUGCACGGAAGUGACGACUAACUGUACCGUUUGCAGAAACGUGCUGGUAGACGGCAAGUGUGAAGAUCGUUGCCCGGCCGGCAAAUUAGAAUUUAUGAAUCGACGUUGCAUCGAAAAGGAGGAAUGCCAUAAGAUGCCGAAGCCGCGCGAAGCAUCGGAUGCCGUAAAGAAUUAUCCGUACAAGCCGUUCCUAAAUACCUCCUGCGUGAUCGAGUGCCCGCCGGGUUAUAUGGAGAGUGCGCGUGGCGACUGCGAGCAGUGCAAAGGUCGGUGGUGCCUGAAGGAGUGCGAAGGUGCGAACGUGGAAAGCAUCGCUUCGGCACAGAAGUUGCGCGGAUGUACGCACAUCAAGGGUAGCCUCGAGAUACAGAUACGCGGUGGCAAAAACAUCGUAAAGGAACUCGAGGACAGCUUAGGCACGCUCGAGGAAAUAGACGGCUAUUUGAAGAUCGUCCGCAGCUUCCCAUUGAUAUCCCUCAAUUUUCUGAAGAAUCUACGCGUGAUACGCGGUAAGGACCUCGAGAAUGGCAAGUACAGUCUCAUGGUGCUUGACAAUCAGAAUCUUCAGGAGCUUUGGGACUGGAGCACGCACCCGAAUAUUACCAUCUUGUCCAGCGUUGGCCCCGCUAAGCUCUUCUUUCAUUUCAAUCCGAAAUUGUGUCUGCACGAGAUCGAAAAAUUGCGAGAGAAGGCCAAAUUGGAGGAGUUCAACGAUCACGACGUGGCGUCCAGCAGCAAUGGGGACAAAGUCGCGUGCAAUGUUACCGAGCUAAAAACGAGGAUCACCAAGAAAACAUCUAGAGGUGUUAUUAUCGAGUGGAAGGGCUUUACGCAUCACGAUACCAGGUCUCUCUUGGGUUACGUUGUUUACUUUAUCGAAGCGCCUAAUCAGAACGUAACGAUGUACGAUGGCCGCGACGCUUGUGGCGGCGAUGGCUGGCGGGUGGAGGACGUUUCCGCUGAUAGUACGACGAUGCAGCCCUACAACGGCACGUUAGAUCCACAAGAGCCUGUCUAUCACACUCACAUACUGACACUGCUGAAGCCGUAUACUCAGUAUGCUUACUAUGUUAAGACUUACACCAUAGCCACGGAAAGGUCAGGCGCGCAGAGUAAAGUCAAGUACUUUACGACGCUGCCCGAUGCGCCUAGCUCGCCUAGAGCCUUAUCGACUUGGAGUAAUUCUAGCAGCGAACUGAUUAUAUCUUGGAUUCCGCCGCUUCACAAAAAUGGAAAUCUAACGCAUUAUCGAAUCGUCGGUCGUUGGGAGCCUGAUGAUCCGAAUUUCAUCGACCAGAGGAAUUACUGUGACGAACCUAUGCUGUUACCUGAAACAAAACCGGAUGAUGUCAUAGCGGAGGAAGAAAAGAAGCACACCGAGCUAGAGAAGGAGUUUGCAAAAUCCGAUUCGUGCGUCUGUUCAGAUCGUGAAACGACAGAUCAGUCAACGCGUGAGAAAGAAGUUUCCAGUUCGAUCGCCUUCGAGAACGCAUUACACAAUCAGGUUUAUAUAAAACGAAUGUCGCAACGCAGAAGACGCGGGGCUACUGAAAUGUUAAACAUGGUGAAGAAGGAAUCGGUCUUAAACGAUGAUUUUUCAUACGUUCAGGAUAGAGAAAGAGAAAGCACCAACGAUAAAAUAGAGAAUGGUACAUUCAUAGUAUUCGAGCGGUUAAUACCCAGCACAAAUCAUACUUUCGUCAUGAGAAAUCUCCGGCAUUUUGCUGCGUAUAAUAUUGAAGUUCAAGCUUGCCGAGAACGAGUUGGCAAUGAUACGAAGAGUAAGAAUUGCUCGACGAAGAGCAUGAAAACGUUCCGCACGUUAUCUAUGGACAUUGCAGAUAAUAUUCCAGCGGACACUUUUCAAUUAAAGACUUCCGGCGAGAAUAACAGCCUUCCUAUAGUUACAUUGUCUUGGGACGAACCGCCUCAACCCAAUGGCCUAAUAGUCACGUAUCAAAUCGAGUAUAAAAGAAUUGAUAUAAAAAAUAUACAAGCAACGGUGGUAUGCAUCACAAGACGCGAUUUCGCCAACAUGGGCAACUCGUACGUCUUAAAGAAUCUUCCUGCUGGAAAUUAUUCUGUAAAAGUACGAGCUACGAGCUUAGCCGGAAAUGGCGCGUAUACCGAAGUGAAAUAUUUUUAUAUAUCGGAACAUGGCACAUUAAGCACAUUCUGGAUUUUCUUCUGGUCGAUACUGAGCAUUGUCAUAAUGUCGAGUUCUCUAGCAAUGUUCUAUGUAUUUAGAAAGAGAGCGAUGCGAAAUGUGCCCAGUAUGAGGCUUAUCGCGACAGUGAAUCCGGAAUAUGUGAGUACAAGUUACGUGCCGGACGAAUGGGAAGUGGCCAGAAAGAACAUUCAAUUAUUAAAAGAAUUAGGAAAUGGUUCUUUCGGCAUGGUAUACGAAGGAUUGGCCAGGGAUGUCGUGAAAGGCAAUCCGGAAGUGCGGUGCGCCGUGAAAACUGUAAAUGAAAACGCAACCGACCGUGAACGAAUAGAGUUCCUUAACGAAGCUUCCGUCAUGAAGGCUUUCAACACUCAUCACGUUGUCAGACUGCUGGGCGUAGUGUCGCAAGGUCAACCUACAUUGGUAGUUAUGGAACUGAUGGUGAACGGUGAUCUAAAGACGUAUCUGAGAAAUCACCGGCCGGACGUAUGCGUGAACUCGAAGCAACCUCCGACGUUGAGAGACAUCCUGCAAAUGGCGGUCGAAAUUGCGGACGGCAUGUCUUAUCUCUCCGCGAAGAAAUUUGUCCACAGAGAUUUGGCUGCUCGCAAUUGUAUGGUAGCCGAAGAUCUUACCGUAAAGAUCGGCGAUUUCGGCAUGACGAGAGACAUAUACGAAACCGAUUACUAUCGAAAAGGAUCCAAGGGACUGCUGCCAGUCAGAUGGAUGGCACCAGAAAGCUUGAAGGACGGCGUAUUCACGAGUUUCUCUGACGUGUGGAGCUAUGGAGUUGUUCUAUGGGAAAUGGUAACGCUGGCUUCGCAGCCGUAUCAAGGCUUGUCGAAUGAUCAGGUAUUGCGUUACGUAAUUGAGGGGGGAGUAAUGGAACGACCGGAAAAUUGUCCUGACUCACUGUAUAAUUUAAUGAGGCGUACCUGGAAUCAUAGAGCUACGAGAAGACCUACCUUUAUAGACAUCGAGACGCUGUUAAUGCAAGAAGUUAGUAUAGAAGACUUUGAAAAUGUUAGUUUUUAUCAUAGCUCGGAGGGAAUCGAAGCUCGAAAUCAAAAUAGUUCGCAUUCACCACAAAAUGAAGAUCUAGAAAUGGUUGCUCUACAAGAUUUGCGGGAGGAAGAAAUGCAGGGAGAAGAUUCGCCUCUGCGCCAGGACUUUGGUGACUUUGCAAGUUUUGAGCCUCGCAGUAUUAGAAAUAACUUAAGUCCACGAUACGGAGCAGAUUCGUAUGGCGAAUCCUCAAAAGCUACUUCCAAUUUCCAUGACAUGAGCUCUAUAAAAGUACCCAAGGCUGGAUUCGAUGAAUUUGGCGGUAUUUCCGGAGAUUCGCUCGUAUCUAGUAAGGACACAUUAAACUCGCCUUUCGUAGAAGGCAGCCUUAAAUCAGUCAGAAGCUCGCCUUUUAUAUAUAAGAAAAGUACUUCCCGCAGUAACGUAAGUCAAGGUUCUCUAGGGAAGCCUGGAAGUCCACAAAGUUUAGUUAAGCGAAAUUUUCUCGAUAGCCCAAAUCCGUCUAAGCGUCGGGACGAUCCCGAUUACGAAAAUAGAAGCCCCGAAAUCAUGUCGGGCGUCGAAAAAAAGGAGAUCACUUCUUUACACGUAGAAUUUCCAUCAGUGGACGUUAUGGACAUUCAGAUUAACGGUGACAAAACGGAAAAUAACAAGCGUACUACGGGCGACUACAUGAACAAAUCGGAAAUUUUGAAUAACGGUUACAUCGGUAAUACGACCACGUAGCUUCGCUGUACGAAAUUUUAUCACUUGGAGUGAAUCGAGAAUCGGAUAUGAAUAUUCCAAAACAAAAAGGCAGUGUCUGUGCCAAAUUUCUGAGCGUACUGAAUUAUCGUUUUGAAAGGAUUACACUGAGCAAUGUUUUCUGCAUAUGAAAGGGGAUGUUAGUGUGUUUUAGCUAACAUAUACAAGCUACUAUACUCAUAAGUCUAUUUUAAACGUUCUAGACGUAACUAAGAGUACAGGUCCUAACAAGCGAGUGGAGUUUCCUUAUACGGGUGUUACCAUGUCUUAAUUCCGUCUCUCUAAAUGUAAUUAAUAUCACUACGCGUGUACAGCUAAUUAUAUAUUUGUUGCGCUGCGAUGCAUGUUGGAAAGAGGCAGCGAAUAUAUUUAUAUCAGAUACUGUCUUUUUGAAGUUGUCGCUGUGUAGUAUAUACGUUAAUACGGAGAGGUUUACUUUAUACUAAAGACGCCGUUAUCAUGGAGUUAUUACAGACAGUUGCGAUUCAAAUGUGUCUCCCCUUGAGAUUCGGCCGUGCACUGUGAGAAACAUACGACUUGUCCAUUGGCAAUGCACAUUAUAGUCUGCUGACAAGCAUGUAGUAACUUCUCUCUCUCUCUCUCUCUCUCUCUCUCUCUCUCUCUCUCUCUCUUUCUCUCUUUUUCGCUCCAUUAACUACCUAGCGUGUAUCAAAGAAUUAAGCAGAUUUAUUAUUUAUAUCAUAGACUUUCUGUUUCAUUAUCGCGGGUCGCAAGGUGCGCUUUUUGCGCAAUUUUCUGCUGUAAUAUAUAUUUAUAUAGCAUUGGUUUAUUUUUUUUUCCCCCGAGUUUAUAGUAAAUAUGGUAAACCAAAGUGGCAAUUAGGUCGACUACCGCGUUGGUACGACAUUUUGUUCACAGCAAAAAGACCACAUUUUAUAAAUUUUGUGAAUUACGCCUAGUCGCCACUUUGCAUGAUUUUAAGCUUUGAACUCGUAUAGUGAUAUAGAUAUGUUGGAAAGUAUAUGUGUAGAGGGUGAUUCAGAAUAAGUGUACGGACUUAGCAAAUAUAUAUAUCGCGUUCCUCUAAUUUAUAAAUUUCUAUUAUAUUUAUGUUUUCUACAUCAUUUUAAUAUUUUUGACUUUAUUAUAUCAGUUGACCUAUAAGAGUUCUGAAUCCACCAAUUGUUCGAUACAUCGUAGAAUUAGAAAGUAAGGACCCUCUUUUUCAAAUUCGAAGGCUUCAGUAGCGAUACCAUAUAAUUGAUGAGUAUUUGCGAUAGCUUGCAAAGAGUUCAUAAUCUCUAUUUUAAUCUUUUUAUUGUAAUUAUGAAAUCUUAAAGGAAAAAACAAUUAGUAUCUAAGCUUUAAAUUCAAUAUUAAUAUUUUAAUUUCAAAAUUCUAUCACGAUCAAAUGUUACGCUUGUAAAAGUACUGGUAAUUAAUUUAAACGGCGCGCCUUAUCCUCGUUUCUCGUUCUGUAUAUCUAGACAAUCUCGCGAA